AUUUCUUCCUGGACUCCACUGACCUGGAUACACAAACAUGCACAACAACACUGCCGAAACUCCACACGUGGCUGGAAUGUGCAAUGAGACUUCAUGCACACCACCACCGAGCUCUGAGUUUUCACUGGGUGUGUUGGUGCUGCUGGCUUUCCUCAUGGUGCUGCUAGCUCUGGUCACCAUCCUCGGAAAUAUCCUGGUAAUCCUUGCUUUCAUCACAGACAGAAACCUCAGGCAUCGGAGUAACUAUUACUUUCUCAAUCUUGCCAUUUCUGACUUUGCAGUGGGUGCAUUCUGCAUACCUCUGUACAUCCCUUACAGCCUGACGGGGAAAUGGCACUUGGGAAGAGGUGUCUGCAAGCUCUGGCUAGUUUUGGACUAUCUCCUGUGCACAGCUUCAGUGUUUAGCGUUGUUCUUAUCAGCUAUGACCGUUUCCUGUCAGUUACUAAAGCUGUAUCUUACAGAGUCCAGCAGGGAAUAAUAUCCAACCCUGUCAUCAAAAUGGUGGCCAUCUGGGUCUUUGCCUUCCUCCUCUACUGCCCAGCAAUCCUCUUGUGGGAGUGGGUUGCUGGACACAGCGUGGUAGCAGCGGAUCAGUGCCAUGCCGAGUUCUUUUACAACUGGUACUUCCUCCUGUCUGCAUCCACCCUGGAGUUCUUUGUCCCACUGCUCUCGGUCACCUACUUCAAUGUGCACAUCUUCCACAACAUCCAGAGGCGCCAGAGGCACAGCAGGACACGGCAACGUGAGAUUCCAAGGAGCAGGAACAUGUCUUGGAGAUUUCGGCCACUGCCAAGGCCAGGAGGGUCUCCACUGGAAGCAGAGGACAGUGCUUCAUCAUCCAUGAGGCCAAAGAAAGAGUCUUUGGUAACUGAGAGCUCCUCUCCAUCCAGAGGCAAUUCUGUAACAGCAGAAAAUGACUUUUCUGUUUCUUUCUGUUCAAGGGCCAGCUCAAAGCUGCAGCGGGACAAGAAAAUAGCCAAGUCUCUUACCAUCCUUGUGUGUGCCUUUGCCAUCUGCUGGGCUCCCUACACUUUCCUGAUGAUUAUUCGUGGGGCCUGCCAAGGAGCCUGUGUUCAGGACUCUCUGUAUGAAAUCACCUUUUGGCUUUUGUGGAUCAAUUCCUCUUUGAACCCAUUUCUCUAUCCUCUCUGCCAUGUUAAAUUUCGGAUGGCUUUCAUGAAAAUAUUGUGUCCCCGAAAGCUUGCAACAUUGUCAUCACCUAACACAUCUUAUUUCUAG
This is a messenger RNA of Calypte anna (Anna's hummingbird), 1240 nucleotides long. It is a transcript of the gene HRH4, whose product is annotated as histamine receptor H4. The record is from RefSeq and is a predicted model, not a curated record. Gene Ontology annotation, biological process: adenylate cyclase-activating adrenergic receptor signaling pathway. Gene Ontology annotation, molecular function: histamine receptor activity. Bases 38 to 1240 code for a protein of 400 amino acids. Lineage: Eukaryota; Metazoa; Chordata; Aves; Apodiformes; Trochilidae. Gene Ontology annotation, cellular component: membrane. The transcript is spliced from 3 exons.